Abrus precatorius (Indian licorice) is the source of this 2406-nucleotide messenger RNA. RefSeq lists its product as uncharacterized. The record is from RefSeq and is a predicted model, not a curated record. The coding region runs from base 107 to 904 and encodes 265 amino acids. The transcript has 2 exons. Lineage: Eukaryota; Viridiplantae; Streptophyta; Magnoliopsida; Fabales; Fabaceae.
AAAUUAUUUUGCUUCUGCGCCACCAAAGACAAAAACAACAGAUUUCUCUCUCUCUCUCUGUCAAAUGAAAAGCUAAAAUCUUCGAAACCCAUUGAGCUUAAAGGCCAUGGCUUUUCUUCUGUCCAACCUCAAACCUUCUCUGCUACCCCAAACCAAAUCAAAAUCAAAAGAGAAACCCAUUCAGCAAACGCUUUUAUCAGCAAGACGUAGCUCCCAAUUCUCCUUCUCUUCUUCACUUUCCUCCCUCCAAAGUUCCACUGCACAGGUUGCUCAGGUGAACACCCCAACUACAGGUGCUCAGGACAAGCAUCAUCAACAUCAAAAGGAUGAAUUUUAUGUCAAUCUUGGCCUUGCUGUGAGGACCCUCCGUGAAGACAUGCCCUUGAUCUUCAUCAAAGACAUCAAUUAUGACAUUUAUAGGGAUGAUAUAACAUUCAUGGACCCUUUGAACACAUUUUCUGGUAUUGAAAAAUACAAAUUAAUCUUCUGGGCAUUGAGAUUUCAUGGUAAAAUUUUGUUCCGUGAGAUUGCUUUGGAUGUGUAUCGGAUAUGGCAGCCUUCAGAGAAUAUGAUAUUAAUUAGGUGGAACCUGAGGGGUGUGCCUCGUGUUCCAUGGGAAGCUAAGGGUGAAUUUCAGGGUACUUCAAGGUAUAAAUUGGACAGGAACGGAAAAAUUUAUGAACACAAAGUUGAUAGUCUAGCAUUCAAUUUUCCACAGACCAUGAAACCGGUUUCAGUUUUGGAUUUAAUUACUGCCUGCCCUGCAAGUCCAAAUCCAACAUUUUUGUGGGGUCCUGUGGAUUCCUACUCUUCUUCAUGGAUAGAAUUUUAUCAAGCAGUCAAGGACACAUUGGAUCAAGAUGAGAGGUUGCUACCACAAGAUUCUCUGGCUACAUGUUCAUAGUGACCACUUAGUGAAUUGUUCCAUAGAUGAUGUAUUAUACUAUAGGUUGUAAUAGGUUAGAUAAAAUGAAAUUCGGUCAAUAGCAUAAAAUGGUUUUUCUCAAGGGACAAGGAGAGUGUAGAGAUUAGGCAGGGAUGCAGAGUUGUGCAUUCUGAUGAUAGAGGAAAUGAAGCUUCUUAUGAUUGGCAAGUUUAUACUGAUGAGAUAGAUAUAUGUGCUAUAAUCGUAACUUCAUAAUCUAGAAUUAUUUUGAAUCCUGCAUGUUUGUUUCUUCUCUACAGUUGUUGAACCAUAUGGAUGCACACGUUAAAAACAAAUCGAUUAUUAUACCCUGUCAAGUUUCGUGUCACAUAGUUUCACUGUUGUUAAUUCUAUGACCUUUUCUUGACCUUCUGUGUUUCCAUUCACUGUCAAGUUCUAAUGUAAUCAGGCUUUGCUCUACAUGUUACUAAAAUAAAAUGGUUUAUUUGACCAGUAAUUUGUUCUUUAGGAAAAGUUCAUCUAUAACUGAGGUCUGCCUAUAAUGUCUUGUAGUCAUCUUACCACCUUAGCUUAUUUGCACUUGAUUCUUGCACCGGUGUGAUUAGAUAAAAAGAUCUUGGUUAAUACUUUUGUUCACUUGAGGAAUAACAACUCCAUAUGUAUUCUAUUGUGACAAAUGACACUCAUUAAGCUAGCAUUAGUUUAUAAGGCAACCAUACAACCUACAACGGUAUCUACAUUUUCGCCACAUCUGUUAUAUUAUCAGCUGAAAUAGUAUUAUAGAACAGAGAGUGGUUUGCUAGUAUUCAUCCAAAGAGUAACUCUUUGUUUAUAUAACCUUCUAGGUUCAAGCCAGUGUAAUUAGUCUUGUAAUUAAAAGUCCAAAAUUAUUUAUGGGUGUAUAAGUCACAUAACAUAGCUUGGAAGUUCAGUUUCAUCUUAUCAAAUUUGGGUUUUCAGCUAGUAAUUGAACUUCUUCAUAUGUAUUUUGGUCAACAUUAGGUUUAGAAAAAAAGCUGACAUCUAUAGAUUAAUAUAUAUGGCUGGCAGAGAUAUAUGUACACCUUCGGCUGCUCCAUAACCUAGUUACCAUAAUAUUUUAGUUUGCCUUUUCAUUAUUUUAUUGCUGGUCAUUCCACUCUCCAUGUAAGUUGGAUUCUGUCACAAAUGGUGGUGAUGUUGCUCUUCUAGUAACUUCUUGCAGCGGAGCACUGGAUGAAUACAUGCAAUGGAAUUUCAACACUCAAGUUAGUAGCUAUUCUAAGAGAGUACUAGCUAAAGGGUAAUAGCAUACAUGGAAGUGUCCUAUUUAUAAAGUAUAGGGGAUAGUCAAAAGCAUGGUGACUGUAGCUGAGCCUGAGACUUAGCUGUCUUUUCAAAAUGCUAAUCGCUUGGCAAGGAAUGCACCCAUUGGCUAGUUCGAAACAAUUGCUUCAACAAUAUCGAUGCUGUCAUAUGUUUUCACGUUCCUUGUUCUUACUAUUGAUUAUUCUUUGAAUAAACUUUCGAAUUAGUCUUUU